GGCCGCUGGGGCGCGCUGUGCAUUGUGCGCCGAGCCGCGCUGGGCGGCGUGACGUCACUUCCGGGCUGGGCGCCGCCGCCGCACGGGAUGGCGCUGGGAAGGCCUGGCGGAGAUGGUAAAACAGAACAAAAGCCUGGUGAGAAGAAGAGGGGAGUGAAGAGACCACGUGAAGACCAUGGCCGGGGAUACUUUGAAUACAUUGAAGAAAACAAAUACAGCAGGGCCAAGUCCCCUCAACCACCUGUGGAAGAAGAAGAUGAGCAUUUUGAUGACACAGUGGUUUGUCUUGAUACUUAUAACUGUGACCUGCAUUUUAAAAUCUCAAGAGACCGGUUUAGUGCUUCCUCUCUGACCAUGGAAAGCUUUGCUUUCCUUUGGGCUGGAGGGAGAGCCUCCUAUGGAGUUUCUAAAGGCAAAGUCUGCUUUGAGAUGAAGGUUACAGAAAAGAUUCCUGUUAAACACCUGUAUACAAAAGACAUUGACAUACAUGAAGUGCGAGUUGGCUGGUCACUGAACACAAGUGGAAUGUUGCUCGGUGAAGAAGAAUUUUCUUAUGGGUAUUCUCUAAAAGGAAUAAAGACAUGCAAUUGUGAGACUGAAGACUUUGGUGAGAAGUUUGAUGAAAAUGAUGUGAUUGGAUGUUUUGCUAAUUUUGAUGGUGAUGAAGUGGAACUCUCAUAUUCCAAGAAUGGACAAGAGCUUGGUGUUGCAUUCAAAAUAAGCAAGGAAGUUCUUGAUGGGCGACCACUCUUUCCACAUGUUCUCUGCCAUAACUGUGCGGUUGAGUUUAACUUUGGUCAGAAGGAGGAACCUUACUUCCCUGUACCUGAAGAGUAUACCUUCAUCCAGAAGGUCCCCCUGGAGGACAGGGUCCGAGGACCAAAGGGACCUGAGCAAAAGAAAGAUUGUGAAGUGGUGAUGAUGAUUGGCUUGCCUGGAGCUGGCAAGACUACAUGGGUUACCAAACAUGCAGCAGCAAAUCCUGGGAAAUACAACAUUCUUGGGACAAAUACUAUUAUGGACAAAAUGAUGGUUGCAGGUUUUAAGCGUCAGAUGGCAGACACUGGGAAACUUAACACACUGUUGCAGAGAGCUCCACAGUGUCUUGGAAAGUUCAUUGAGAUUGCAGCUCGUAAGAAGCGGAAUUUCAUUUUGGAUCAGACAAAUGUGUCUGCAGCUGCGCAGAGGAGAAAAAUGUGCCUGUUUGCAGGCUUCCAGCGCAAAGCAGUUGUUGUUUGCCCAAAAGAUGAAGACUACAAGCAAAGAACACAAAAGAAGGCAGAGGUGGAGGGAAAAGAUCUUCCAGAGCAUGCAGUUCUCAAAAUGAAAGGGAACUUCACUCUGCCAGAGGUAGCAGAAUGUUUUGAUGAAAUAAUCUAUGUAGAGUUGCAAAAAGAAGAAGCUCAGAAGCUUUUGGAACAGUAUAAAGAAGAAAGUAAGAAAGCUCUUCCACCAGAAAAGAAACAGAACACUGGCUCAAAGAAGAACAAGAAGAGCAAUAAAAAUCAAUUUAAUAGGGGUCAGAGAGGACGUGGAGGAUUCAACAUGCGGGGCAACUUCAGAGGAGGAGUCCCUGGCAAUCGUGGUGGAUACAACAGGAGGGGAGGCAACAUGCCUCAGCGAGGUGGUGGAGGUGGCGGUGGUGGCGGUGGCAGCAGCGGAGCAAUUGGCUACCCGUAUCCUCGCGGCCCUGUCUUUCCAAGCAGAGGUGGCUACUCAAACAGAGGAAACUAUAACAGAGGUGGAAUGCCCAACAGGGGAAACUACAACCAGAACUUCAGAGGAAGGGGAAAUAAUCGUGGCUACAAAAACCAAUCUCAGGGCUACAACCAGUGGCAGCAGGGUCAAUUCUGGGGUCAGAAGCCAUGGAGUCAGCAUUAUCACCAAGGAUAUUAUUGAAUACCCAAAUAAAUGAACUGAUACAUAUUUCUCCAAAA
Molecule: messenger RNA, 1937 nt
Organism: Ficedula albicollis (Collared flycatcher)
Lineage: Eukaryota; Metazoa; Chordata; Aves; Passeriformes; Muscicapidae
Gene: HNRNPU
Product: heterogeneous nuclear ribonucleoprotein U (scaffold attachment factor A)
Exons: 14
Coding region: 88-1899 (603 amino acids)
Biological process (GO): regulation of chromatin organization; positive regulation of attachment of mitotic spindle microtubules to kinetochore; regulation of alternative mRNA splicing, via spliceosome
Cellular component (GO): telomerase holoenzyme complex; nuclear chromosome; inactive sex chromosome
Molecular function (GO): RNA polymerase II C-terminal domain binding; RNA polymerase II cis-regulatory region sequence-specific DNA binding; snRNA binding
Source: RefSeq, a predicted model, not a curated record